AUGACGCGUUUUAUGAUAACUAAAAUUUUUAAUAAUAAUAAAAUAAAUAAUAAUAAGAUUAAUUUAAUUAUUAUUAAAUCAAUUUUAAAUCAUCGAAAAUUUUCUUCCUCCUCAAUUAAUCAUAAAAAACAAAAAUUGUUUUAUUGGGGUUCAGUAGGUUCAUCAGUGAAUACUCAAAAGACUCCUUUUGAAACUACGACUUCUCCGCAAUUAUUAAAUUUUACGGAUCUUGACAUUGAAAUCACUCAUAUCGCUAGUGGAUGGGCUCAUUCACUUAUAGCUUUUAAAUUUAAAGAAACUACUAAAGUAUUUUCAUUGGGAUUAAAUUCUUCUGGGCAAUUAGGACAUUGUACAAUUAAUGAUAAUUAUUUUAACUAUGGACAAAUUGAAGAAGGAUUACCACCAAAUUUUAAAGUUCAUUCUUUAAGUUGUGGUCGACUUCAUUCAUUUAUUUUGUUAUCAAAGGGGAACAAUAAUGAGAAAAGAGAUCUAUAUGGAUUUGGAAAUUCGAUACAUGGGCAAUUGGGAUUCGGUAAACAAGUGUUGAUUAAUGACGAGAAUCCAAAAUUUAUAUGUUUUCCUACACCACAACUUGUCGAUAGUAUCAAAGAAAAUGUCACCCAAUUAGCUUGUGGAUUUGAUCACACUAUUUUAUUAAUGGGUAAAGGGAAUACUUCAGAUCGAUCGAUUCCCUCUUUAAUUCCGAAAUUCCAUAAUUCAUCUAUUCGUAAAAUCACAUCUUCUGUAGAUUUUACUUUGGCUUUAUUGGAACAUAAAAUAAUAGACAUUGGAGCCGGUGGAACUUUUAGUGCAUAUGUGACUGGUGAUGUUUACGUUUGCGGUUACGGUGCAUUGGGAUUUGGUGAUAAUGUGAUUGAAAAAUUGAAACCGACGCGUAUACCAACUUUGAAUAAUGUUAAAAAGGUUUAUUGCGGAACGGAUUAUAUCGCGGCAAUUUCAAAUUUAUUUACAUGGGGAUGUGGAAAUUCAUCUGGAAGGUUAGGACUUAAACAUACCAAGAAUCAAUUUGUACCUAUGAAAGUUACAUUUCCUCAUGAAGUAAUUGUCGAAGAAGUCGCAUGUGGAACGAAUCACGUUAUUGCACUUUGCCGAAUGACAUAG
Diversispora eburnea is the source of this 1122-nucleotide messenger RNA. The record is from the annotation of a GenBank genome assembly. NCBI's taxonomy places the organism in Eukaryota, Fungi, Glomeromycota, Glomeromycetes, Diversisporales, Diversisporaceae.